AUGGGAGGUUGCUGCUGUUCUUCGAGGAAGUCUCAUCUUGUUGGAACUCCUGUCUACUAUUAUUGUCCACAGUCGUUUGAAGAGGUUGGGCCUUCAGGAGCUCGAGCUGGUGUGGGAUCAGGAUCAGCCUUCACCACAGGCCUCUUGGAGACAUCUAUACCGGACACCUUUUGCGCUCCUGCUCCUCUUCCUUACGAUCUGCUUCUGGGGAGACCAGAUGCCGAGUCUAUCAAGGCAAGGAUUAGUAGCGGAAGCAGUUUUCAGACAUGUGAAGACGAUCUCAAGGCAUCUGACUGUAAACCUCAACCUAGCUCAGUGAUUCUUUCGCCUAGGAAAUCAGAUUUCUUCUCUAAACAAAAAGGAGCUAAGAAAUCGGCAGAUGAAGAGGAAGACUCCUGUCCCAUUUGCUUUGAAGAUUAUGAUGUUGAGAAUCCUAGACUCAAGACCAAGUGCGACCAUGAUUUUCACCUUUCUUGUCUUUUGGAAUGGAUUGAAAGAAGCGAUACUUGCCCUAUUUGCGAUAAGGAAGUUGUGUUUGAUGACUGCUUGAAGUAG
Microthlaspi erraticum is the source of this 555-nucleotide messenger RNA. The record is from the annotation of a GenBank genome assembly. NCBI's taxonomy places the organism in Eukaryota, Viridiplantae, Streptophyta, Magnoliopsida, Brassicales, Brassicaceae.